CCAUUUAAAAAAAUAAAGUAAAAUGUUUAAAGAAAAUCAAAUAAAUUAUUACAAAAGUGAUAUAAAUUUAAAAGAAUUGAUAGAUAUUCAAAAUUUAAAAGCAAACGAUGAAGCUUUAUUUGUGUGUGAUCUGGAAAAGGUUAAAGAAAAAUAUGAAACCUGGAAUAAACUCAUGCCACGCAUAAAACCAUAUUAUGCUGUUAAAUGCAAUGACGAUGAUUGCAUAGUGAAAACAUUGGCCGAUUUGGGAACUAAUUUUGAUUGUGCUUCGAAAAAUGAAAUCAAACAAGUUUUGGAAUUGGGUGUCGAUCCCGCACGCAUAAUAUUUGCUAAUCCCUGUAAACCCGUUUCGCAUUUGGAAUAUGCCAAAGAGAACAAUGUAAAAUCCAGUACAGUGGAUACAGAAUUUGAGAUCUACAAAAUACACAAAACUUAUCCGGAAUCAAAUCUGGUAAUACGAUUCCGCUGUGAAGCCAAAGAUGCUCAGUGCCCUUUAGGCGAUAAAUUUGGCUGUGAUGCCGAAAGUGAUGCUACAGCUCUUAUGUUGUUAGCGAAAAGUUUAAAUUUAAAUGUCAUUGGCUGUAGUUUCCAUGUGGGCUCGGGUUGUAAUGAUUUUCCCGCCUACGAUCGUGCCAUAACAACAGCUAAAAAUCUAUUUCAAUUUGGUGCUUUAUUGGGUUACGAAAUGAAUUUACUUGAUAUUGGAGGUGGUUUUCCGGGUAGUGAUGAUAAGAAAUUUGCCACUAUUGCUGAAAUUGUUAAUAAAUCCAUUGGUCGCCAUUUUCCCGAUGAUAAUGUUAAUAUUAUAGCGGAACCGGGCAGAUUUUUUGUGGCCUCCGCUUUUACUUUGAUUUGUAAAAUUCAUGCCAAAAGGGAGGCUAGAGCUCCCAAUGGUAAAUUACUUACUAAAAUGUACUAUUUAAAUGAUGGCGUCUAUGGAUCAUUCAAUUGUAUUUUGUACGAUCAUCAGCAUGUAACAGUGGAGCAUUUUUUGGAUGAUGGAACUGUUAAUCUACCCAAAUUCAACACUUUAAUUUGGGGUCCUACUUGCGAUGCUUUGGAUAAGAUUGCUGAAGAUUUACAACUGCCCGACUUAAAAUGUGGUGAUUUCUUGGCCUUUCCCAAUAUGGGUGCUUACACGGUGCCCAUUGCCAGUCCCUUCAAUGGCUUUAUGUUGCCAAAAAUUUUAUACUUUCAAAAAUUGCAAAUAUGACAAAUAUUUCACAAUAAAAUAUUAUUAUUAUGCAGCCUAA
Calliphora vicina (urban bluebottle blowfly) is the source of this 1253-nucleotide messenger RNA. Its product is annotated as ornithine decarboxylase 1-like. The coding region runs from base 23 to 1213 and encodes 396 amino acids. The record is from RefSeq and is a predicted model, not a curated record. NCBI's taxonomy places the organism in Eukaryota, Metazoa, Arthropoda, Insecta, Diptera, Calliphoridae. The transcript is spliced from 7 exons. Gene Ontology annotation, cellular component: cytoplasm. Gene Ontology annotation, molecular function: ornithine decarboxylase activity.